Panicum virgatum (switchgrass) is the source of this 1032-nucleotide messenger RNA. RefSeq names its product zinc finger AN1 domain-containing stress-associated protein 17-like. The coding region runs from base 281 to 832 and encodes 183 amino acids. NCBI's taxonomy places the organism in Eukaryota, Viridiplantae, Streptophyta, Magnoliopsida, Poales, Poaceae. The transcript has a single exon. Gene Ontology annotation, molecular function: zinc ion binding. Gene Ontology annotation, cellular component: cytoplasm. The record is from RefSeq and is a predicted model, not a curated record.
ACCACCGAACCCGAACCGGCCACGCCAGCGCGCGCCGCACGGGGACGGGAACCGCCUUCUUCUUGCAGCGAAAGAAAGAAGGUCGACCGAAUCCGCGUCGGCGACCAAGCUGGCCAGCCCAACCUAUAAAACUGGAUCCCAACAUCGCCCUCCACCUCGCUCGCUCAUCACGCAAUCGAUCAAUCGCCAACGCCUCAAGAAACCGGAAAGGAUUCCACGCUGCGGAAGGCGGAAGCGCAAGGCAAGGGCGCAAGGCAAGGGAGCGAGAGGAGGCGCGGUGAUGGCGCGGCGGGGCACGGAGGCGUUCCCGGAGCUGGGAGCGCACUGCGACGAGGCCGACUGCAACCAGCUCGACUUCCUCCCCAUCGAGUGCGACGGGUGCGGCGGGCUCUUUUGCGCGGCGCACCGGACGUACCGCGGCCACGGCUGCGCCAAGGAGGCCGACCAGGGCCGCACCGUCGUCGUCUGCCCCGACUGCGGCGACUCCAUCGAGCGGACGGCGCCGGGGCAGGCCGAGCAGGAGAUCCUGGACGAGCACGUGCGGUCGCGCCGCUGCGACCCGGCGAGGAAGCGCAAGCCGGUGUGCCCCGCGCGCCGGUGCAAGGAGCCGCUCACCUUCUCCAACACCACCGAUUGCAAGGCCUGCGGGCGGAAGGUGUACCUGAGGCACCGCUUCCCGGCCGACCACGCCUGCGCCGGGGCGGCGGCGUCCAAGGCGGCGGGCGCGGGCGCGGCCAGGAGGGCUGGCGGGGAGUGCGCCCGCGACGCGCAGAGCAAGGGGAGCGGCGCCUGGGCGCUGCCGGUGUCUAUCCGCAACCUCAAGAUAUUUUGACUUUUUCAGCUCGUUUCGGACUUUAAAAAUGUAAUGGCAAAAGGCGCCAUGGCCUAUGAUCGUGCUUGUCAUGGCAUUGUGCCAUUGUAACGCUGCUCUACAGUCUGCAGAAUACUGGUGUAUAUAUGAUUAUUCUUAUUUGUUUCAUGUAUGUAAGUGUUAUGACAUGAAUGCGAAUAUGCGAUUGGUCAGAUUAUUUA